AUGGACAAAUUUGAAUACGUUAACAAGGCGAAUGAAACCUUCAGUGACAUGGAGGCCUAUACUCUUCUGGCCGGAGACCCAACUAAAAAGCAAACCGCAGCCAUCAAGAAGAAGGUUAAUGAGCUCGCUCGUCUGAAAGUUAUCGGUCCAGAUGACUCCAAGUUGAUGACCCCCAGUGAUCCCCAUAUCGCACACGCGUAUGGCCUCCCAAAAGUGCACAAAGUGGAUGUCCCGCUGAGGAUUAUAGCGCUACUCAUCAGAUCACCCGCUUACAAUAUAGCUAAGUGGUUAUACAAUCAUCUGAAGCGGCUCACUCAUGGAUCGGACUACAGCAUUAGCAACUCUCAAGCAGUCCUCCGCAGGGUACAAGGCCUCAAAGUAAGUACUGUCCUUUGACGUCGUUGCCUUGUUUGCUUCCAUACAACACGAUUUGACAAGUGAAUAGGCAACCCAACGCCUACAGAACAAUCCUACUGAGAUCCCAACGCAGCAAGUUGCAGAACUGCUAAAUCUUUGCCUUAGGAACUAUUGUAAAUUCGAUAAUAGGUACAAUCAACAAGUAAAGGGAACGCCGAUGGGUCCACCAAUAUCAGGACUGCUCGCCGAAAUAGUGUUGCAGCGACCAGAAGAGGUAGUUUUCCAAACUAUCAAGCCAAAACUAUGGCUUCGCUACGUUGAUGACACCUUGGUCAUAAUAAAGACCUGCGAGGUCGAACGGCUUCACCAGAGACUUAAUGACGUCUUCCCUGCCAUACAGUUUACCCGCGAAGAGGCAAUUGGAGACAGCUUGCCGUUUCUGGAAGUGAGGAUACAAAAGUUGAGCGAUGGUAGCCUAGCAACAAGCGUCCAUAGGAAAGACUCUAAUUCUGAGAUUAUCCUCAACUAUGGAAGCAACCACCCUGCAGCUCACAAAAGAAGCUGCGUCCGAACCCUGUUCCACCGGGCUUACCGUUAUUGCAACAGCAACGAUCUCCUGAACAACGGGCUUGCCCACCUGUAUUGGUUAUUCCGCUCUAACGGAUAUCCGAUCAGUUUCCUAAAGAACUGCCUCAGGCACCAGACACAGUCGCAAGGUCCCACCCCCCAACGGAGCGAUUGUGACACGAAAGUUCUACUCCUUGCCAUUUGUACGUGGAACUUCUGAAAUAAUCGCCCGGCAGUUCAGCCGCUUGGGUAUUCACGCUGCCCACAAACCGGCAUCUUCACCACGCGCAGCAUUAUCUCGAGUGAAGGAUCCCAUCCCCAAAGAGCAACAAAUGAAUGUAAUUUAUCGCAUCCCGUGCGCCAAUGGCUCUUGCGUGUAUGUUGGGCAUACGGGUCAACUCCUGGGCACCCGUAUCAACGAACACAAAUUAGCCAUCCGUCGGCGAGACUCCCUGUCCCUCGUCUUUGCCCAUUCAGUCGAGUACGACCACCGAUUCAAUUGGGAUGGCACUGAGGUCGUCGCCAUGGCUAACACAAAGCGAGCGAGGGAAUUUCUCGAGGCCUGGUACUCCAAUGCGGGUAGUAUCAACCGCCAGGCUGACUUUUAUGCCCAUUACGAGGGUCUACUUUCACGACUGACUGCCCCCUGCCCUAAUCACGCAUCAACGCCCGUGAAUACAGCCGCCCGCAUUCCAACUGAUUCCCCACCCACCCUCCCCCUCCAGCACAGUGUGCUGUAGUUGUUCCCGCCUUCUCUCCCUCCUCCCCUCAUUCAGGGACCUACCAUGACCUCGGCAGCACCCCCCUCACACGUCAGUUGUCUUUCUGUCCUAUCACCAACUGGUCUACUGUAACAACCUACCUUUCUCCCGUGUUUUCAUUUCGUCUGACGACGGGUUGGUGUCACCAGCUCAACUUUUCCGAAGAACGUCUUCUAUUUUUCAUGAUAUCCACUCGGAAUGCAUACCACCUCUGAUCUACAAUCCUCUUGUUAUAUGAACAACUUAUAGCCAAUUGCCGAGGUCCCUUUUGUAUGUCGUUUAACAGAAUCCGUGCUAAAGGAGCUACAACGUCGAUUUUUUGUGUAUUUUUCAGCUGCCCACGAGCAGUAGAUCAGGUCCCGAAUAGUCGCAAAAGAUGGAAGACACCAGAAUGGGGUAUGCAUACUGUGCAGAACCGUUAUCUGAUGCCCCUGCCGCCGAGAACCGCUGGUUUAGUCAGAGCAAUUAAUGAAACAUCAAGUCAUUCCUAAGGCGGAGGUAGUCCACGAUGUCGGUUUGUGACUCUUGUUGUAGUAGACGACGCAAGAGCGGCUGUGAUUGCCUUGACACGGGUUCGAAUGACUACGCACCGGAAACGUCCGCAGGGUGUUUUCAGGACUUUGGGCUGACAGGGCACUUAACAGUUUCGGCGAGCACUGCAAUGAUACUGGAUAUCUACCUGCGCACAUCCUAUUGGUGGGCUUCCACGUCGACCUUAUGUUCUAGAUUAUUGCGAACGGCUAGCUGGAAAUACUUCACUAAGCUUUGGAACGUCAAUGGCAAUCAUUUGGCGCCACAGUUAGUAUGCGCUGUGGCAAGGAAAAAUACGAACAAGAGUGGAUAUUCUGCGUUCUUGCUUAUCUCAGGAAGAAUUGAUGUUCUAUAAGUCUCAUUUAAACGUGUCCACGGACUAACCCAUGAACCGUUAGUACAGGGUGGAAGUAACGGGUCGCUCAGUGUUAGGAGUGAACAUCGUUCGUCACCCGCGCGGUGAUUCAUGUUGAUUGUGGAGCUGGCAGAUGUCCUUAACAGUCAGACACCGUAUUCAACUCUGAAUGUCGUAAACGGACAUUAAAUUACGUGAGUCAGGUAUUCCGUGAAUGGGCAAGGUGAUAUCAACAUCAUGAGUCGGAAGUGGGACUUUGUGACUAACCUGCCUCUCUCUCUGUCGUCUGAUGUAGGUUGGACAGUAGCUACGCAUGUGACUUCGCUGGAUCACGGGGAGAUGUCGAGGUGUGCAACAAAAUGACCCGAACUUACAGGAACAAUGACAUGUAGGCAUUAGCUUGAUUAGGCGUCGUAUGGAACUUCCAGCAGUCAACAUGAAGGUAUGUAGUAACAUAAACUUAGUCUGAUCCAGGCUGUACGGAAUCGAGCGUCACCUCACUUCGGGCCUCACACACAAAGCACACAGGGCACGAAUCCUCAGCCGUACACCAGUAGCGUGCGCCCUCCAUUCCGACAGUUCGACCAUCGAUUUCGACUACGUCCACCGUGUGCUCGACAGCAAGGUGAGAGCAGGGACAGCGACUUGUGCGUGAAUAAGAUUACAGUGAUAGUAGACUUUCGCAGCAUCUACCACACUCUCUCCUCCUCCUCGCCCACCUGGACCCGGUAUCAAGACAGAGUCGAGAAGACCGGGGGCGCGCGAGGGCGCAGGUGGAUGGAACGGUCGAGCCCGCACCUUGGCGCUCCACUCCCCACCCCCUGGUCCACAUACCAAAGAACCAGAUUUUUGACCAACAAUAUUAACGGGGGGAGGACAUCAGGGGUCCCAGUGUGCGCGACGUCCGCCGGCAACCGGGUCCGCCGUCGUACCUGCGAAACGUGGACACCUAUUAUGGUGUGCAAAUCCGUAAGCGCCUGCCAGAAUCCGAUAUGACACCCGUGUUGGUCCAGCGCAUCUACCACAUGGUCCGUUUGGGGGGACACGCUCCAUUUCACGUGUCACAUCACCAACAGUUAUCGCAAAUGCGGACUGGUCACUGACGGAAUUCGGUCACGUUUCUGCAUAUAUAUACAGUGCCUGACCGAUCUCAUUAAAUGUUGGCCAAAAUUCUAGAAUGCGUCUCCGAUUAGGAAGGAUUACUUAAGAGAGGUUCUUAUACUGACUAUCUGGCGGCAUAACCCUACAACAUUUCGGAAUCGGCAGGAUGUCUGCUAUUGAAUGUACUUCUUUUUGACCUCCAGCAGACACCACGCUAUGUAAAAAUGACUACUUAAAUAGCAUGCAUUUUUCCUAUUGAUUUUCGAUGGUCUCUUUAAAUUCAAAUAUAUGUUAUACAGAGCAUGCCCUAAAUAUGCGUACUUUUCCUCAUUUGAUAGGAAAUCACAUUUUCCCUAUAUUUUAUGCCCGAAAAAGAUGUAUAUUUUGUUUUUAAAAAAGUUUCGAAUUAUGAAAUUUUUAAAACCGUGCGAUGACCAUGCAUGCGAGACCGCACACGUCCGUUUACUAAUGCUCCUCAUUAAAUUUACAGCACAGUCCGAAUGCAUUGCAAAAUUUCAUGAAAUUUAUGUGGUAUCUUCUUAAAGGCAUAUAGGAAUAUAUGAGUUUAUUUAGGCGGAAAGCAUGUACCUUGUAGACUGAAAUUGCUAAAUGCUGAUGCAAUGGAAGAUUAACCUGAAAAUUAUUCGGGAAAUGAAAAACUUUUUAAAACCGAAAUGCACACUUUCUUCAAGCAUAAAAUAUGAAAAUAAUGGGUGAAUUCCCGGACACGCAUGUAUUUCGCCGAUCUUGUGACGCUGCCUGACGCAGCUGCGAGGGGUUCGGCUCACCAUUGGAUCCCCCAUAUUUCCCCCUGUGUUUUCUUGUAUACGAACUCCAGUUUUAUAUUGGCUGCCUGUUGGUGGUUUGUGAAUAUAACGCGGUUAUUCCGUGGUAGCUAAUGGAUUUUAGCUCAAAUAUUCAUAUCACCUUUCGGACCAUGCAUGAAACGGUCUGCUCCGAAGAAUUUAUUCUAAAUUCGCGCAUUAAUUUCCUCAGCAAUUAAACAAGGUAAAAUAGCCCAUGUCAUCCGGUAAAAUAUUUUCUGGAAGUUAAGAAAAAAACACUGGUUGUAUGGGGAUCGUUAGCAAUCCCUGGCCCUGAUCGCAAAAUAAAUAAUCAACGACUGGGCUUACAAGGGACUAGCGAAAAUGUACAGUCGGUGUAUUAUUAAUGUGCGCUGAAUUAAUAAUUUAUUCGGGAAACCGGGGCAAUUCGAAGCGCCGUGUAUUGCAAAUAAGACAUUGUUGAAGGCACGCGGAUGCAGUCAAUAACGAGCGUUGGUUUUAUUCCAAUUUUAUGACGAAGGUGGAAUAUUGAAGAUGGCGUGCUGAAAAUUGCACAGCAACGUUACUAGCUACAUUCUCCUAAUGGCCAUUCGUCCCACGGUCCCUUCUUGUGCUCUGAAAUACGGUUUCCAUAACAUAAAUUUAAACAAGAAAAAAGUAACGACACUGGCAUGAUUGUAUGACAAGCAGCGCGACACAUACUUCAAAUGCUGACCCUCCUUGUUCAUAAACGGAAAGCACAAGCACACUCAUGGCGAAUAUUUUCCGACCUCAGGGGACGAGUGACGCAGGUGAGCGAGUUGGGAUUACAAGGUCAAAUCGUCAGGCCUGAUCGAGGUCACACAGCAUGAAGCAGCAGUCGGUGUCGCGUGGAAUGGAGGAGGGGAACUUGGGUAGUUGGGAAGAGGUAUUUUUGACGUCAGGCAUUCGUAUCUUGGCAGUGAGCUACGUGAUGCAUAGUCUCGCGCACCUCCGGCUAUAUCCCCAGUGUCACCGCGGCUUCCGGGUGACAUUGGCGACGGUUUUUGUUUCUCCUAGCAGGGCCUAUAACGUCGUUGUUAGACUUGAUAAGUAGCUUUGUUGUGGAGUUUCUCAAUACCGAAUUGUUUGUUUUCUAAAAGAUCACUUUGGGGUUGGCUCAGUUGACUGACUGUUUUUGCUUGCCUCUGGCAGUUUUGUAUGUGCGACUACGCUGGAGCUCAAAAGCAUGAUGCGUCUUUAAGUAGUCUAACGUGGAUGGCCGUUCCAAAUCAUAGGAACCUUAAGUGUAGACUGGUGAAUAUCCACCGAAUCGUGCCUCGAAGCCGUUGUUUGAUCUCACUUGACGCAGUACCCAUCCCGAAAGAGGGGUAGGUGCUCCAAGGUAUUUCCGGAGCUGUAAUUUCUCUUGGAUUGUCCUUGUCGGUAAAUUUCUCAGACUGUUUGUUUAUGAGCAGGCUGUCCUUCAGUGAAAUUACCCAGCUAUUCACAAUUUCCAGGGAACAAGUAUUUGCAGUCCGUCAUCUAGGAACUUAAACGAAACUCGGAAAAUGUAAGUCCUCUGAGUUUCAAGUGUUCUUUUGAUGGGUUGAUCUGUGGGUACAGCCGUCCUCUCGCCAGCGUACAAUAACAUUCAGGGAAUGCAGCUUGUUUAUACCGCAGCACUGUCAAAAAUUUGCCUUCCGUGGGUGCCUUGCUAAUAAAACCGAAUGUUACGUCACGGUGUCACGUGCUGUCGAUUACGGCGAGCUGCCCGUCUGGUAAAACCGCUAGAUGCUGCAUUUAUUCAGACACCUUUGGCAAGAAAUAAAGGUUUUUUGUUAGACGUUCAGUAUGAGAUGGUUAUAGGAAUUAAAAACUGUCGUGCGAUCAUGUGCUAGAAAGAUUACACCAGCUAAAAAGGUGCUACUCAAAAUGCCCGCAACUAUAAAGAUGAAUCUGCCCGAGAGCAGGGUGUCACGACGCCCUACGGGGGUUAACGAUGAUCAUGGCUACAUUCACCGACUACUGGCCAAAGCCUAUUUGUCCGUGACCGAAAGAGGGUGGGUAUGGUGGCACAUGUCGCUCGAAACGUCGCCCUUUUUGAUCGAUGUCACGCGCGAACGUAUGUUACUCCCCUUGCUAAUUCACCAACUGGCGCCUGCUCGACAUCCUUCUCCCCUUUUCUUGUUUUCCAACACCACCACCGCCACCACCACCACCACCCAUGUGAUAUCACCGGCCUACAACCAGUCACGAGCAGACUUACUCCCAUCCUACUCUCCACCAACCGCGCAGUCCACAUCCAUCCGUCGCACCUUGUUCGGACCAAACAGAGCCCGCUUCCCUACGGCUCCUGCCCUCCGUCCUCGUCUUUGGAAUGAAUAAUUGAGCGAUAUUGUGUCGGUGGUAUUGUGUCGGAGUGUUUGACCAAGGAGUUCCGGGUAUAGGGCUUAUCAGUGGCAGGGGAGCCCUCACGAAUCGCGCUACGAGACUCUCGUUUCGCUGUGACUUGGGGCUCGAUCUCGAGCCCAGCAAGCAGCCGCACAGCGUGCUCGACAAGGUGACGUUAUUAACGGAGAAAAGGGAGAAUGCAAUUGCCAUUUGUGGCUUAUUAGUCAUCCUCAAACCCAGGCUUUGUAAUCUCUGCGACACGAUCCCGCGACCUGUUAGUUAGAAGUCAAAAGUUCCAUAUCUUAGUCGACAUUGUUAUUCCGCCUAUAUUGCUUGCCGCUGAGCGACUGUUGGCGGGACUCCAGAUUCAGCUCCAAGACGCAAUGAGGUGUGCACUGUAACGCGAUCAGCGAGUGCCUCCCCCCACCCGAUUGCAAACGACAGCACGACGAGCCCGUGACUCAGUGGUUAGGGAGUUGAACAUCUAGCAGACAGGCCGUGGGAUCGAGCCUCAGGGGUUGCGAAACCUAAGGUCGGGCAUGGCUGACUGAUGACGGCUAAUAAGCUGGAGACGGCCAGUUCGGUUUCCCUUGCCUUAGCCGGUAGUGCUAUAUGAUUUUUCCCUGGCCAUCUGUCAGUGCAGUCAUGAACGUUGCCAAAUGCUGGAGCUAGCUCCAACCCACGUCGUCCGGCAAUAAAAGAUGUUUUAUUCCUAAAUGUCAAGAAUAUUAAUUUCUGGAUCCCAGAUCUCGUUUUUCUUUUAUUUGUUACCGGGAUCAUGCAUUCUCUUCAUUUUGCCGCAGUAACACUAAUGUUCCAUGAGCAGGACGGUAAGUUUGCAAAGCUACUUGUCUGUUCUGAUGACGAUGUAGCCUGUGCCGUUUAGUGUCUGUCCUUAACUAUGAACCCAGAGUUGUAGUGACGUUUCAGUUAUCCGACGACCAUUAAAAACAUCAAAGACAGUUAAUGCGUAAACCUACAGAUGCACUGAUUUGUCAGUGAAUAGUGUUUUCUUGACGACAGUGUCGGCCCUAUUUUUCUAGUUAUCCAAAAUGCCUACAUACGGGAGAAUCAGGUGGUCUUUCGGGGCGGGAGGGGGGGGGAGGGAUAUACAAAAUGUCAUAUUUUGAAGUCUGAUGAAUAACGUCCACUCCCUGUAGCGAUCCCUUCGUUCGCUCUGCUUUCUUUGCGAUUCCGUUCUGUUGCUGAGAAUGCUCUAGCGAUUGGUCUUAGUACUAAUUAAAAACCAUUGUAUUCUGAAUUAUUAUGGGCCGAAUGUAUCGACAAGAUAUCCAAAACUGUCGGUUAGGCAUGCACACGGACGCCGCUCUUCCACUGAAGUUGACUGUUAUCAACCGUUGCCUUCACAGGAAUUUUAGGGUCUGAUCUGACACCUCCACUAAAAAGUCACCUGUGACAUGAUUAUAAUGUUUACGACAAAAUAAGUAUCACUUUAUUCAUAUCUGGCGGACCAUUACCUAUGCGCCGAAAACGGGUGGAAGAAAACUGACCUCUGUACCUAUGCAGCCGUCAGUUUGGCACAUAUUGCUCGCGUUGACGGCAGCCGUCUAAUUUGGUUUUCUGGCAACGUCACCACAACCUCUGGCCUUGAGUGCUCAUACGCGGAGGUGUGUGUGCUAUCCGUAUGCCAGACUCUACGAGACCCUUAAGUUAGACUCAGUCAGGCGGGCCGGAUAAAAAUAUCGCGCGGAAGGGUGUAACUCGGCCUUUCCUGUCGAUCCUAAUCCAACGCGUGGACCACAGCCUUCAACACCGUUGGCCCGUGCAAACGUCGACAACUACUCAUUUCUGACGCAUACGGUGGGCCUACCGAGGUGUGAGCCUCACUCAGGCAGCCUCUCGAUCGGCAUUUCGAUUCCGUCGCAGGAGAAGCACUUUUUGGGUUUGCAGAUUCGCAGUCUGGAAAUCAGACACGCGUUGUUAGCCAAACCGUAAAUCAAGGCUGCAAUACUGGCUCAUUGGAAGAGCGAUAAGCACAAUGGAGGAGGUCAGAUGGAAAUUCUGGAACUUGUUAAAAAUUAAUCAAAGGGCCUUCUUCUUCCUAAUGGCAUCGGGUGGGGCUUAGGAAUAGCAAGCAAAAUGUAUCGUUGGUUUGAAGCCAAUAGUACAAUGAGGAGGCCCAGUCAGAUGUGCCUAGAGCGUUAAUUUACCGUCCAGUAAAAAGCCUAAAAUUGCCCGCUAAAAAACCAAUUUUUAGAAUAACAUAUCGGAAAGAAUUAUAAAAGAAACUAAGGAGUCUUUUAUACAAAAGCUUAAGAGCAGAAUUAGUGUGGAAAAAUUAGUCAAGGGCAGCGUCCAUUCGUGGCAGAAAGACAUCGGUUUCGGGGUACGUACGUACAUGUAGUGAAAAACAUUGUUUACGGAAUACCAGAAUUAUAGAAAUAAGCGAGCAAUAUAAGUUGAAUUUGGAUUGACUUAUUUUUCAGAGCGUUCGACAGAUUGCAGAAGUUAGACCUGGGGAAAACGACCUCGAACUUUUAAAAUCCCCAAAGUCUCAGAUAAAUUUCUGAAAACCGAAAUAAUAAUAAUAAUAAUGCAUCUCCCGCAUAUAGCACGGAGUAUGCAAUACUAAACGCUUCAGGAUUCCCAGCAGUUGGCAUGCUUUGUCGAGAAGUAUCUACAAGGUAGGGCCAGAACCUGCGAACUCUGGUGAACACAGCAACACUCUCCAUUGGGACAAUUAUAUAUCUGCUGUGCAACAUAAUUUAAGUUCAAACAGGUUAGAGUGGGCGGCUGACCGAUUUCUGUUGACUGCCAUCAAACCCGUGAACUAGCACACACAAGAUUUAUAGGGGCGUUGGUCAGGUAAACGGACCCGUAUUGGUGAGAAUGCCAGACUGUACGUACAUUAACGCACAGAUAUGGUGGGUUUUGGUGAGUCAGCUACUGCUGCUACUGAUGAUGAGGAUUAGGAUGAGGAGGAGAAGGAUGAGGAGGAGGAGGAUGAGGAGGAGGAGGAGGGGGAGGAGGAGGGGGAGGAGGAUGAGAAGAAGAAGGAGGUGCUUCCACCAAGUACCGACAUUGGUUUACGUAACUUCUUUAGGCAGCCUCGAGUGAGAGAAAGAGAGAGCAAGAGAUAUGGAUGGAGAGGAAUACGCUUUAUUUUGAAAGUAUUACUCAAAAUGUACAGCAAAAACGGCUCAAUGCUCUUUUGCUCGCAUAUAAAUUUACAAAUGACGCAGAAGUAAAAAGGUUUGCAGCAUCUGACCUUCUCUUAGUCAAUUCUCUGACGGUAUUUGUGAAAUCUCAUACAGAACUUGAAUUUUGGUGAGCGAUUCCGUACGCCAAGAACGUCUCCGAGGCCGUCAGUCGCCUUCUCCCAUCACUUGGAGUUUGAGUCGCACACAGACCAGAGGCAACCAUUGAACUUCUGAUGAUGAGACCAAAAGACCCACUGCUACGGCAGGAAACGUCUGGAGUCGUUUUUAAGCUCUGCCGUAGUUGUGUGCAAAGUAACUACGUCGGAGAAACUGGAAAAUUACUGGGACGCGAAUUGCCGAACGCGCGACAGCAGUGCGAAAAAAUGAAGCCAACUGUCAAGUCACGACCAACUAGACGAGACCCGACGACACCUUCAAGUUCGAUGAGGCCGAAAUUUUCGCGAAAGGUGAUAAUCGCGUGAGCCGCGAGUUGCUCGAGUCAUGGCUUAUGGGACCGCAGCCUUUCAACAAGUACAAUGAUAUCCCCACCACAUAUUCGGUGAUGAGACGUAGUCUGGCCAAGACAAUUAGCCGCUUAGGAAGCGCUCGGACCAGUGGGCCAGGUGGCUGAGAAAGCAUGACACUAACAUUUAACACGGAUGGUGAGAUUUCAGCCAUUAGGCAAUUAGCACACCAGCGGACAACACUCCUCGAUGAUAGGGGACAGCCGCUAAUUAUCAUAAGUAUGCAGUAGCAUAGUGACUGCAUCACAUGAAUACUGCAAUUUCCUGUGCAUAAACUACCCCUAUCUGUUACUGUCUCCGAUGCUGUGUUCGAGCGAGAAUUCGAAACGUCGGGCGAAUAAAGCUGCUGUUCCUGCGAUCGCUUCUACUUCUUAAUCCCGAUAACGACUGCUAGAAUCCGGCGUGGCCUCCGCAUCUACCGCUUGGCCCAUUUUAGGAGUAAAUUAAUAGUUCCCUGACAGACCACAGAAGAACCAGUCUUGUCCUAAGCCAUUUUCCUUGUGGUAUAUCGACGUACAGUACGUGACCCAACUCAUUAAAGGUGUCGAGAUUUACGAAUGAUUGCCAAUCACUCGCAAACCAACACCAUUUAAUGAAUCCAAUGUUUAUGUUAAGUAAGUAAAAGUUUGAAAAUAUUUAAAAAAACAACAGAAAUAUCAAAGGCAAUGUUGCGUUGUUUACAAAUGCCCAUUUUUUUGGAAAAGCGCAAUAUCCCGAAAACGUCAGAAAUGGCUAUGAUAAAGUAAACUUCAUUUUUAGAUGUAAAUGAUGAAAUAUCAUACCAAAGACAGCCAAUAUGACAGUAAAAAUAAAAUAACGUUUAAUAAUAGUGUUUCAGUGGAGUUUGCAAUUAAAUAUCGUUUAAUAAUUAGUGUGAUUUCAUAUAUUGCGGUUAGUCAACAGCCUGCAUUCUGUGUAUAGAUUUCAAAACAGUGUUCCAGGGUUUUGUGUUAUUUUUGACUCGUUUGAGUUAAAUAAGAUGAGGUUAAACAGGAGAAACUGGAUUUUUCUUGAUUAAACCAAUGGAGACGUUGAAGCAACAAAAGUUGUCACAACGUGACAUGCUGCUAGGCCAAUCGGUGUCUGACAAAUUUAAAAUGAACUGACAGGCGUGAUCGUAAACAUAAAUUUUUUUGUUUGUAGAGAGAACUUUUCUUCCAUUUAAUUAAGUUAUAAUUUUCCUUCGUUCUGGAUUAUUUUGAGUUUCAGAUCGGCCUUGAAAUAUUGCUGAAUACUUCAUGAUUUUCAACGUUUUCACCCGAUCGUCCAUAAAGAGAGAUUCGAAAUUACCUAUCUCUUAAAAACUUUAAAAUAAGAUAGUUUUUGAAGGGAUUUACCGAAUUGGCGAGUAUUUUAGCGCUCCUUUUCACGAAGAUGGUCGUUUGGGUUACAUGUGAAGACUCAUUCAAGCAUCAAAUUUCAUUUUCUAAAAAAUGGCUGUCUACAACGAAAGUCAGCUACGAAUAUGCCUUCGAUCAAUACGGAAACCUUCCCUAAUAAGUUACCUCUUUAAGAAGUGCUUUAAUACUGCACUCCGUUGGCGAAUCUUUGUAUACCUUACAUUUUUCACAAUGAAGCCAAGAAAAACUCGCACACUUUUGGCCGUUUCUUUCGCGUUUCUAAACCAUACCAAUAUUUUUCUACCGUAAACGUAAGAACAUGCCUUUUCUAUAUGUAUUGCGGUCAUUUGCACUGUUUUUUUUGCUGGCUUUUAAACUGCGUCUUUCGAGUAUGAAUGCACGGCGGAGUGCCCAUCUAAAUACUUAUAUUUCGCGGAAAAUAUUAAUGUUUCGCUCGUUCCAUUUCUGAAUUAGGUAUUUGAAGAAGCUAGACCACGCAACAAGUAAUCCUUCAUAUGUCUAAAACUGGAAAUGACCAUUCGGUGGUGGUCAUGUAUGUGAUAUCACGUAAAAUUUUCAAAACGACAAAACAAUGUCAGUCCAUUUAAACGAGGGAAUCCCUAUCUGCGUUAAAACUGCACUUCAGGGCACCACAUCACACAGAUCUGUUGAUAUGACUUUGAAGAAUAGACAAAACAUCUGGUUUUCUUAAAAUAACCUUUUUGUUUGCUAGUUCAUGACCACGGUUAGCAUCAGGCAUAAAAUAAAUUUUCAAGUACAGCUGUCUCUGUUUACUAAAAAUCUCGCGGGUAAUUUAUUUUUCUUUCAGUGAAAAAACUCGCUCAGAUACGCAACUGGAGUCUAGGACGUGUAUUAGCAUACGAAAUGGCACGAAUAUAUUGCAACGUCCAUUUUCGCUAAAAUUUAUUAAUAGUUUGUUUGACAUAAUUACGUAAACACAAUUUCUGCACAAGAAAAGGAAGUGGAUGGACAAGCAAAAUACGCAACGCUAAAGACAUCCAGAAAUUCUCGCAUCAGUUUCCGUAAUCAGAUUUCAGCCUGCCGCGACGCAAAAAAACCCAGUUUGGAAAGUUGCCAGCUGACGGGAUAACUCGGAUCAAAGAUCAGACCGCGAUAGUUCUUGACGGUGACUCAAUGGCGCCUCUAGUCCAUUAAUUUUUCUAUAAUUUGCGAGACCUCGUGAACGCUUGAACCUUAUUUCCUUGAAAGCAAGUUCGAAAUCUCCAUUCCCAGGCCGACUAACCGACAGUUCAAACCACUGUUACCGACUAUGUGUAUCGUGUGCCCCACAGUAGGGUGGACGCGGGAAAAGUGACUUGCGUGGGAAUUACUUUAUAGUGGUAUUGGACUUGCACAGCACCCGGCUAACCAGCAUAAACAAGGUAGAGAUUGCUGCUAAUACGUCUAAACGUGACUACAUGUAGGUUGCAGGUAGCGUCGGUGUCAGGCGCGCGUUGGUGCGAGAUAUCACGCCUGUUGUCUAUUGCCAGAAGUGUGAAAUGCAACGUGUCUGUGAGGGUGGUUCUCGUCUGAUGUGAACUUUUAAUAGGUGAUGAUGAUGAUGAUGAGGAGGAGGAGGAGGAUGAGGAUGAGGAUGAGAAUGAUGAUGAUGAUGAUGAUGAUGAUGAUGAUGAUGAUGAUGAUGAUGAUGAUGAUGAUGAUGAUGAUGAUGAUGAUGAUGAUGAUGAUGAUGAUGAUGAUGAUGAUGAUGAUGAUGAUGAUGAUGAUGAUGAUGAUGAUGAUGAUGAUGAUGAUGAUGGAUUCGAAGCGUCAAUCAAAUAA
Messenger RNA from Spirometra erinaceieuropaei, 13637 nucleotides. Lineage: Eukaryota; Metazoa; Platyhelminthes; Cestoda; Diphyllobothriidea; Diphyllobothriidae. The record is from the annotation of a GenBank genome assembly.